AUGGCUUUAAUUUGUUCUUGUGAGGUUUUACAUGUUUCUGGACAUUCUAUAUUUUUUGUUAUUGCUGUUACCGGAAAGAAUUUCGUUCCUUUAUUGGCUGCUAAUUUAUUAAUGAUUCCUUCAAUUUUCGCUCUAUGUACCUGUAUGGCUUUAAUGCUCUCCGCUGCUGUAGAUAGACUUUUUGCUGUGGGAGCUCCUCAAAAGCACACAAAGAUCUGUAUAGUCCACAAAUACUUAUACCUCGGUAUUCAUACUUUUGCCUGUAUUACCUUAGGUCUUUUCAACGUCUACUAUGCAACUAAAUAUUCAAUUGAAAAUCCAAACAUACCAACAACAGGAUGUAUAAGCGAUUUGCUUUCGGGAAAUGUUGGAAAUCUAUUUUUUAUUUAUUGUUCUAGUGUCAAUAUGUUGACAACAUUGUGUUAUAUUUUAAUAUGGGGCAUAAUACGUUGCAAAAAGCAAGGCAAGUUUUCCGGAAACUUAAGAACUAGUGUUUCCGUGAGCUUAAAAACGUAG
Meloidogyne enterolobii is the source of this 516-nucleotide messenger RNA. The record is from the annotation of a GenBank genome assembly. Lineage: Eukaryota; Metazoa; Nematoda; Chromadorea; Rhabditida; Meloidogynidae.